CACAUAUUUAACGUUUUACUUGUGGGUUCAUUCUUUCCGGAACACAACCACAUACCACCGAAAAUAAUCGUCAUCUUUCCUGGAAUCAACCCGGAAUAUCACAUCACCACCGACAUCGCAGCUUGAGACAGAGAGUCUUAUUCCCUCAGCUGAAGCACGAAGAUGUCCUACCAUUCACGCUAUCCUCCGCGCGCUUCGCGGAGCGAUUAUCAACCGCCGCCGCGAGAUUACCGCAGUGAACGCGACUUGCGGGGCCGACAUGGCCAGCAGCCAGCGAGAGACGCCUAUCGGCCACGCUCAUAUGGCAACGGGAAUCAUCGUAAUGAUCACCAUUCCAAUACCUGGUCCCGAGAGACCCUACCACCGCCUCCUCCGUCCCUUCCCCCUCCACCACCUCCACCCAUUCCGUACCCUGGUCCGCCUGGCGGGGAUACUUACCGCCCGCCGCACGGCGACUUCACUUUUCGAAUGAAUAAACCGGCCGGUGUCCAGGAUGCCGAUAACUAUCGUCCUCAGAGCGGCCGGCAGCGCAACGAUCGUCGCAAGCCGUCCCCACGACGCGAUUCGCGAGCAGGCAACAGAAACCGCGGACCGCAUGACGGGUCAUUCGGACAUGGAAAUGGUCCCCGACCGUUUCCCAAUAAUAGGCUUGACCGAAGAUAUGGCGGGCGACCGUGGCGGCCGUUCAUCGCGGCCGAGCGUGAGCUGCUGAAGACGGACCUGAAUACCGGCGCAGAGGUUGCCUUCUUCGACGCUACAGGCGGUGCAACCUUCCGGUCCAUCGACGAAUUGUCUGAUAGUGACGAGGCUGAGAUGGACAUUUCUGGUGAUGAGGGUGGCGACGUGGAACCAGCACACAAGCGGGCGCGGCUGACCGUUGGACAAUCGGCCUCCGACAACAACACGCCCAAAUGGUCCAACCCCGACCCGUACACGGCUCUGCCACCUGAGGCGGCGCCGCAAGGGAAGAAGAAGGAUGUGGUGCAAAUGAUCCGCAAAGCCCGUGUUCAGACGAGAGAAACCAGGACCUCUUUACCUUCUGAGGCAGCUGAUUUCAUCUCUUUCGACUUGGACGACAGCGAGGUCUCCGACAAGGAGAAGGAGAAGGAGGAAGAGCCGGAGCCGGCAACAGACACCACGUCGCGGGUAGCCUUUGGGAUACCGCAUACGGACCUUCGCGUGCGCACGCGGGCGAUGACAAGCGGGUCAGAGCUGUUAGCACUUGACGUGAUGAAGGACGAUGAGGAGCUGCCUGAGGAAGUCGAUGGGCAGUCCGCAAGGUGUGAGAGGGUGCCCGUGCUUUAUCCGGAUCCCACGCCGGCCGCUUUGGGCACUCGGAAGCGGACCCACGAUGAUGAGAUUGUGCUGCCACAUGCAGCACUUAAGAAGGCUAUAAAGGACCAUGCCAAAGGCUCAAUCACGAAGGAAUGGGUGGCAGACCCCAAGUUGACCGCGACUCCGUGGAUGGUGGCAGACCACUCUCGGUCCGCGAGCAUGGCUGUGUGGCUGCACAAGGAAAUCGUGGACUUCUACGAGUACGUCCGGCCUCGGGACUUUGAGGAAGAUCUGCGUCGCCAGUUGGUCCAGGAUCUGAAGAAGUUCUGUCGUGGGGCGUUUAGAGACGCCGAAGUCUACCCCUUUGGUUCUUUCCCCUCUGGCCUCUACCUGCCCACAGCGGAUAUGGACCUGGCAUUCAUGUCGGACCAAUAUCUGCGGGGUGGUUUGCCCAAAUACCAUACCAAAAGUUUCCUCUAUCGGUUUAGGGGCCAGUUGACGUACCGCAAGAUCGCUUGGGAAAACGAGAUCGAGAUCAUUCCCGGUGCGAAAGUGCCGCUCGUCAAGUUCAUUGAGCACAAGACGGGCCUUAAGGUCGACGUGUCUUUUGAGAACAACACGGGUGUGACAGCCAUCAACACGUUCAAGGCAUGGCGAGAGCGGUAUCCCGGUAUGCCCACGCUCGUCACCUUGGUCAAGCACUUCCUCUUGAUGCGGGGCCUCAAUGAGCCCGUUAAUGGCGGCAUCGGCGGCUUUUCAGUCAUCUGCCUGGUGGUGAGUAUGUUGCAGAUGAUGCCCGAAGUCCAAAGCGGCAAUCUGGAUACCCGACACCAUCUCGGCCAACUUCUGCUGCACUUUUUCGACCUGUACGGCAACAGGUUUGACUACCAAACUAUCGCAAUAAGUACAAACCCACCGCAAUGGAUCCCCAAGCAUCAAGUAUCGGGUUUCCCGUAUAAGAACCACUCUCGGUUUUCCAUAAUCGACCCGAAUAACCCGGCGAACGACAUUGCAGGGGGUUCCAGCAACACUGGCACGAUUGUGUCGCAGUUCUCUCGGGCUCACGAGCAGCUCACCCAGCGCAUGACGCAACUUGCGCAGGAUCCCAAUCGCGCUGGUCAGAGCAUUCUUGAGGUCAUCCUGGGAGGAAACUACUCCAGUUUCGAGAACCAGCGAAACUACCUCGAGCUAUUGGCGCGAGAGGGUUACCGGCCAGGAGGCGAAGGCCGCCAAUCGUCCAACCAGUCGACUGGCCCUCGAGGGAAGCAUGUUCCCACGCCGCAGAGACCGCCUCGAGGGAAGAAUUCCAGGUCUCGGAAGAGGAGAUAAAUCAGCCCCACAGUUCGGAGUAUGAUAAUGAACGGUAGACGGAGUUUCGGCGUGCAUUCUU
Molecule: messenger RNA, 2665 nt
Organism: Chaetomium strumarium
Lineage: Eukaryota; Fungi; Ascomycota; Sordariomycetes; Sordariales; Chaetomiaceae
Exons: 2
Coding region: 163-2604 (813 amino acids)
Biological process (GO): RNA 3'-end processing
Cellular component (GO): TRAMP complex; nucleolus
Molecular function (GO): mRNA binding; poly(A) RNA polymerase activity
Source: RefSeq, a predicted model, not a curated record